GUUAGAACCAACCAAUUUGGGUAGUGGGCACAUGCUUAUCGGAUCUAACCCAUUGUUUCCCUCGCUCAACUCGAACCCAUAUCGGGUUUCGUCCCUCACCCAUCCACGCACGGUUCUUCAAAAUCCAACCCUAACCUUCUCGGAUCAUCCGAUCGGACACGAGAACGAAUUGAAGCUUUUUAAGCUUCUGCAACAAUCUCUACAGAGCGAAUUUGGUAAACUUUCAGCUUAUGCGAUGGAAAUAUCAAAUGAUUCGGCUACUAAAAAACCAAAGAGAUUGACAUCUGUUGUAUGGAAUCAUUUUGAGAGGGUUAGAAAGGCUGACAUUUGUUAUGCUGUUUGUGUUCACUGUAACAAGAGACUCAGUGGGUCGAGUAAUAGUGGUACCACGCAUCUGAGAAACCACUUGAUGAGAUGCCUGAAAAGAUCUAACUUUGAUGUGUCCCAACUACUUGCAGCGAAAAGGAGGAAAAAAGAUAGCACCAUUAGCCCUGCAAAUAUCAGUUGUGACGAAUCACAGAGAAAAGAUGACUAUAUCAAGCCAGCUAUGAUAAAAUUCGACCAAGAUCAGAGAAAAGAUGAAAUUUUUAACCUUGGAAGUAGCAAGUUUGACCAGGAACGGAGUCGAUCUGAUCUGGCCCGUAUGAUUAUAUAUCAUGGUUACCCAAUGGCCAUGGUUGAUCAUGUUGGGUUCCAAGUUUUUGUCAAGAAUCUUCAACCUCUGUUUGAGGUUGUCCCAAACAAUGAUGUCCAACAUUGCUGUAUGGAAAUUUAUGGGAAAGAAAGACAGAAGGUGUUUGAGAUGAUAAAUAAGUUUCAUGGGAGAAUUAACCUUUCUGUUGAAAUGUGGUCUUCUGCUGAAAAUGGUGAGUAUUUGUGUUUAACUGCACAUUAUAUUGACCAAGACUGGAAGUUACAAAAGAAGAUUACAAAUUUUGUCACACUUGAUUCUUCUCACACAGAAGACUUACUCUCAGAAGUGAUUAUUAAGUGUCUAACCAACUGGGAAAUUGACAGUAAGUUAUUUGCCUUGACAUUUGAUGACUGUUCCAUUGACGAUGAAAUUGUUCUAAAGAUUAAAGACCAGAUCUCUCAAAACAGGCCACUGUUGGGCCGUCAACUAUUUGAUGUCCGCUCUGCUGCCCAUGUUCUAAAUUCAAUCGUUCAAGAUUCGAUGGAAGCUCUUGAAGAAGUGAUACAGAAGAUCCGAGGAAGUGUGAGGUUUGUUAGAAGUUCACAACUCACGCAAGGAAAGUUUGAUGAUAUGGCUCAACAAGCUGGAAUCGACAGUCAGAAGAGAUUAUUCCUUGAUUGUCCACUUCGAUGGAACACAACUUACCUCAUGCUUGAAACUGCCUUAGAGUACAGGGCUGCCUUUUCUAUCUUGCAAGAGCAUGACCCUACAUAUAAUUCAUCUCUAACUGACAAAGAAUGGGAAUGGACCUUUUCCAUCACUGGUUAUUUGAAACUCUUUGUUGAAAUCACCAAUGUCAUUUCUGGCAACAAAUCUCCUACGGCAAACAUUUAUUUUCCUGAAAUUUGUGAUAUACACAUGCAAUUAAUUGGAUGGUGCAAGAGUGCAGAUGAUUUUCUUAGCUCUAUGGCAAUGAAAAUGAAAGCCAAGUUCGAUAAAUAUUGGAGCAAGUGUAGUUUGGCUUUGGCUAUAGCUGCAAUUUUGGAUCCCCGGUUCAAGAUGAGGCUGGUGGAAUAUUACUAUUCCCAAAUUUACGGUAGUACUGCUCUGGAUCGAAUCAAGGAAGUGUCUGAUGGAAUUAAGGAACUUUUCAAUGCAUACUCUAUCUGCUCAACCAUGGUUGAUGAAGGUUCUGCUUUGCCCGGCAGCAGCUUGCCUAGCAUUAGUAAUGAUACAAGGGAUAGACUUAAGGGCUUUGACAAGUUCCUCCAUGAAACUUCUCGCAGUCAGAGUUCAAUAUCUGAUUUGGAUAAAUAUCUAGAGGAACCAGUGUUUCCUCGGAAUUGUGAUUUCAAUGUGUUAAACUGGUGGAAGGUCCACACCCCAAGGUACCCUAUUUUAUCCAUGAUGGCUCGUGAUGUUCUUGGAACUCCCAUGUCGACAAUUGCUUCCGAAUUAGCAUUCAGCACUAGUGGUAGAUUGCUUGAUCAAUCUCGAAGUUCAUUGAGUCCAGAUACUCGAGAGGCUUUGAUUUGCACCCAAGAUUGGUUGGAGGUGGAGCCACUAGAUUUCAAUCCCCUUACAGUCCAUACUGCUAGGCCGCUUCUUAUUGAAUCAAGUUAACUCCUUGAUCGAGGAUCCUUGCACUCAGAGCUGGUGUGGCCGUUGAACCUUAACUUCUCUAUGUCUAUAUAUCACUCCUCCUAUAGCUUUCUAAGAUUAAAUGUAAAUUUCAGGACACUGACUAGUAGAUUCUGAUUGAAAUAGAGAUUAACAUUUUCUUUACCAAAAUUUUGUUUUCUAGAUUCUUAGUCUGUAUUGAUUAGGCUCUGCUGCCAGUAAUUUAUUACUUUGUGCAGUCUAGAAUUUCAAAAUGCCAAGACCCUUGUAUAAAGUUUUAUCUUUUAGGCUAUAUUUGGUAGAUGAAGAAACGGAUGGAAUGUAUGAAGGAAAGGAAUAUAUAUGAAUGGCAAUAGGGAGGGAUUGGAAGUAAAAUUGAAGUGAUAACAUUUCAAACUUAUUUUCCAAUAUUAUUUGUUGCAUCCAAAUUUCGACGAGAAUGAACAAAUGAGCUAAGCUCGAAAAUAACUAGUAUUGGUUGAACACUUGUUAUUUGUUGUUGUUUGUUAUUUGUUGUUGUUGGUGAUCAAGCACAAGUUGAAAAGUUCGACUUUAAGUUUCAAGCUCGAAAUAAAGAAUCUUCUUCGGCGUUUGUGGAUAUUAUUCGAGCCUUAGUUGUAAGUUCGAAGGCGUUGGUCUCCGAAGACUGAGUUCAAAGAAACCGCAAGGUGAGAAGGAGACUAACUGGAAUAA
This is a messenger RNA of Humulus lupulus (European hop), 2947 nucleotides long. RefSeq names its product zinc finger BED domain-containing protein RICESLEEPER 1-like. The coding region runs from base 32 to 2257 and encodes 741 amino acids. Gene Ontology annotation, molecular function: DNA binding; protein dimerization activity. The transcript has 4 exons. Lineage: Eukaryota; Viridiplantae; Streptophyta; Magnoliopsida; Rosales; Cannabaceae. The record is from RefSeq and is a predicted model, not a curated record.